AAAUUUGUUUUUUUUUCACAAUCAAAGUAUACCGCGUGUCUUGAUAAAAAAAAAUUUGUGCAUUUUUCAGUAAUAAUAAUGUCUGUGACCACUUCAAAUCCCCAAAGCAAACAAAUAAAGUUUUACAAUCCAUCAAGCUCUGCCAGUUCCGAUAGCGAUGACCGCUGUGAUUUAACAGAACAACUUUAUGUGGAUCCUAACAUAGCAAAUGUAGAGUAUUUUGGUUGUCCAGCAUCGCCCACAACUGUUCCAGCAAGGACACCACAAUGCUUAGAGUCCCCAGCUCGUGCGGGAGCACCACGUAGGCGACAACGUACUACUUCUAUGAAUAAUCAAACCACAACAGCAAAUCCCUCGGAAUGCGUAAUUCGUUCUAAUAAUCGAACUAUUUACACAGCUGGUCGCCCACCUUGGUAUAAUUGUGCCGGGCAACAGGUGGAGCCAUUUGUUAUAGGUAUUUGCGGUGGUAGCGCUUCUGGAAAAACAACAGUGGCGCAAAAAAUAAUUGAAUCUUUAGAUGUACCCUGGGUUACGUUGCUAUCAAUGGAUUGCUUUUACAAAGUGCUCAAUGAGAAACAACAUGAACAAGCUCUCCUUAAUGAGUAUAAUUUCGACCAUCCCGAUGCUUUCGAUAUGGAUUUAUUAUUGGAAGUACUAAAGAAGCUUAAAGAAGGUCGAAAAGUGGAAGUUCCUGUUUAUAAUUUUGUUACACAUUCACGCGAAACUACCACUAAAACCAUGUAUGGAGCUAAUGUUAUAAUCUUUGAAGGUAUUUUAGUGUUUCACAGUACGGAAAUUCUAAAAUUAUUGGACAUGAAAAUCUUUGUUGAUACAGAUCCGGACAUACGCCUUGCCAGGCGAUUGAAAAGAGACAUUUCUCAACGGGGACGCGAUCUAAGUGGUGUAUUGAAGCAGUAUUUGAAUAUGGUUAAACCAUCCUAUUCAAAUUACAUUGCUCCGACAAUGGCUCACGCAGAUAUAAUAGUUCCUCGUGGUGGUGAAAAUAAAGUUGCUAUACACCUAAUUGUUCAACAUGUUCAUACUCAGCUUCAACUGCGUGGCUUCAAGUUACGUGAAGCUCUAGCGAAUUCUUACAAUGACCAACCAAUGCCUGAGUCCCUACAUCUUCUACCGGCUACACCGCAAAUCAAAGGAUUGCAUACUUUUAUACGAUGCAAGAAUACAUCAAGAGAUGAAUUUAUAUUUUACUCCAAAAGACUUAUUCGCUUGGUAAUAGAAUACGCCCUUAGCCUAUUUCCAUUUAAGCAGACUACAGUAGAAACGCCUCAGGGUGUAUUAUAUAGUGGCAAAAGAAUGGCUACGCACAAAAUUUGCGGUGUCUCCAUAUUGAGGGCUGGGGAGACCAUGGAACAAGCCAUUUGUGAUGUUUGCAAGGAUAUUCGUAUUGGUAAAAUUCUCAUACAGACCAAUAAGGAGACCGAAGAACCAGAGUUGUAUUAUUUACGUCUGCCAAAAGAUAUUCGAGAAUACAAAGUUAUACUAAUGGACGCCACGGUUGCUACAGGUGCAGCUGCCAUGAUGGCUAUCCGUGUAUUACUUGAUCACGAUGUCAAAGAAGAGAAUAUUAUAUUGGCCUCGUUGUUAAUGGCUGAAAUUGGAGUUCAUAGCAUAGCUUACGCUUUUCCUGGGGUAAAGAUUGUUACAUCGGCUCUUGAUCCUGAAAUUAAUGACAAAUUUUACGUGAUACCAGGAAUUGGCAAUUUUGGUGACCGCUAUUUUGGCACAGAGCCCUCGGAAGAGUUCUAUUAGUUGGUAUAAGUAUUGAUUUAUUGCUGUUAUAUUAUAAUUAUUUAAAAAAAACUCGUUAACCACUGAGGAUAGUAGUUGGUGGUAAUGUCGUCAACAUAAUAAAAAUUAUUUCUUUUAAUAUGUAUUAUGAAAUUCCGAUUUUGAAUUAACGUUUAACGACUAAAAAAUAUUUUUGCUUUCUCACUAUUACUCCUCUUAUUUUACGAGUACGUACUAUUUAAAAUAUUUUAGAAUAAGUUAAAAUUUUCCACGUAAAGGCGGUAUAUACAAACAUUAAAUAUUUUAAAACAUGUUUUGAAAUAAAUAAAUUAAAUAAAUGAAUA
Calliphora vicina (urban bluebottle blowfly) is the source of this 2093-nucleotide messenger RNA. RefSeq names its product lethal (2) k01209. Gene Ontology annotation, cellular component: cytoplasm. The record is from RefSeq and is a predicted model, not a curated record. The transcript is spliced from 8 exons. Bases 79 to 1770 code for a protein of 563 amino acids. Gene Ontology annotation, molecular function: ATP binding; kinase activity. Lineage: Eukaryota; Metazoa; Arthropoda; Insecta; Diptera; Calliphoridae.